Molecule: messenger RNA, 1020 nt
Organism: Gloeophyllum trabeum ATCC 11539
Lineage: Eukaryota; Fungi; Basidiomycota; Agaricomycetes; Gloeophyllales; Gloeophyllaceae
Exons: 3
Coding region: 1-1020 (339 amino acids)
Molecular function (GO): guanyl-nucleotide exchange factor activity
Source: RefSeq, a predicted model, not a curated record
AUGGUGUACGGUGCGCAGGACGAGGAGGAUGAGGAGCACGAAGAUGACGACGAGGACGAGGUAUGGGGUGACGGAAGGGAGGAGUGGCUGGAGAUCAAGAAGGCAAAGAUGUGCUGUCGGGAGCUGGUCAGGACAGAAAGGAACUACUUGCGAUGUCUGAGGGAUUUGAUUGACGGCGAGACGCAGACGCCGCCAUCGCCCUUGUUACUUGCGUAUCUGCCGGCUCUGCUCGCUGCGUCAAAUUCGUUCCUCGCGCACCUGGUCUCUGAUCCGACGCCCUAUGGCGUAUCCGCUGCCUUCCUUGGUUGCGAGGAUGAAAUGGAGGCCGCCUUUGUGGCUUGGUGUGGGAUAGUCGGCUGCGUCUUUGCUGACGGUACCCCGAGCUCGAGAGGGCGCAAAGCCGCGAAGGAAGGGCUCAGUGUCGGACAGCGAGCCAAGAGCGGCUUCUUCGGCAAAGGUCUCCCUUCCGGAGAGGGCAGACCCAGCGCACGGAGUGUCUCUUACGUCGGGACUGUUGACAUCACCGGAACUGGUAUGUUCACUGCUGCCCUGGGCUCGGGCCUGAAAUUUCCGCUCGCGCCGCUCAAUGUCAACGCUGUCGCUGUGGCACCGAAAAAGUCUGCGAGCUCCUGGAGAAAGAGUAUGCCGGCCCUAGGGAACUUUGUUGUUACCCCGAGUAACGGCAGCAGCUCGAAUAGCGGUGCAUCAACUAUCCGUCUGGUUGGCAAGCGGAAGCACCAGAAGAGCGGGAGUACCUUCUUCUUUGCUAGCGUGGAGAACGAUGGGGACGACGACUCGGGGAAGGAAAAGGAGAAGAGGAAGAAAAGGCCUACAGUGAGGGAUCUGGCGAUCCAGCCCGUUCAGAGGGUGAUGCGCUACGUGUUGCAGUAUAAAGACCUACUCAACCAUACCCCUGCAUCUUCGCCAGCCCGAGCAUUGGUCGAACGCGCCCUGGAGGGCGCUACGCGGAUCGCAGCAAAAUGCGACCGGGCGCAGGACAACGCUGCGUUCCUACGUUGA